Alligator sinensis (Chinese alligator) is the source of this 3209-nucleotide messenger RNA. RefSeq names its product prostaglandin E receptor 4 (gene PTGER4). Gene Ontology annotation, biological process: adenylate cyclase-activating G protein-coupled receptor signaling pathway; positive regulation of cytosolic calcium ion concentration; negative regulation of inflammatory response. NCBI's taxonomy places the organism in Eukaryota, Metazoa, Chordata, Crocodylia, Alligatoridae. The transcript is spliced from 2 exons. The coding region runs from base 1 to 1461 and encodes 486 amino acids. The record is from RefSeq and is a predicted model, not a curated record. Gene Ontology annotation, molecular function: prostaglandin E receptor activity. Gene Ontology annotation, cellular component: plasma membrane.
AUGGCCGUGGCCGGGGCGAGGAGCGCGGGGCUUCCCGCAGGUUUCCCGCCGGGGAUCGCCAUGUCCUUCGCGACGGGCAACUGCUCGGGCAACGGCACGGGCGGCAGCCCCGAGGGCGGCAAGCCGCCCACCAUCCCCACCGUCAUGUUCAUCUUCGGCGUGGUGGGCAACCUCAUCGCCAUCGUGGUGCUGCGCAAGUCCCGCAAGGAGCAGAAGGAGACCACCUUCUACACGCUGGUGUGCGGGCUGACCAUCACCGACCUGCUGGGCACCUGCCUCGUCAGCCCCGUCACCAUCGCCACCUACCUGCAGAACCAGUGGCCCGGGGGGGCGGCCCUGUGCGAGUACAGCUCCUUCAUCCUCCUCUUCUUCGGCCUGUCGGGCCUCAGCAUCAUCUGCGCCAUGUCCAUCGAGAGGUACCUGGCCAUCAACCAUGCUUAUUUCUACAACCACUAUGUGGAUAAGAAGCUGGCGGGGCUCACGCUCUUCGCCAUCUAUGUUUCCAACGUGCUGUUCUGCGCCCUGCCCAGCAUGGGGCUGGGCAAAUCCACCCUGCAGUACCCCUGCACUUGGUGUUUCAUAGACUGGCGGACCAAGGUGGCCACCCACGCCGCCUUCUCCUACAUGUACGCUGGCUUUAGCUCUUUUCUCAUCAUGGUCACUGUGGUCUGCAACAUCCUGGUGUGCGUGGCCCUGAUUCGUAUGCACCGCCAGUUCAUGCGCCGCACCUCCCUGGGGACAGACAACACGGCCAGCCGCUUGUCCGACGUUCGCCGGCACAGGAGUUUUCGUCGCAUGGCUGGAGCAGAGAUCCAGAUGGUCAUUUUGCUUAUUGCAACCUCUCUGGUAGUGCUCAUCUGCUCCAUUCCUUUGGUGGUACGAAUCUUUGUGAACCAGCUGUACCAGCCUCUGCUGGUGAAGGAUGUCAAGCAAAAUCCUGACCUGCAGGCCAUCCGUAUUGCCGCAGUGAACCCCAUCCUGGAUCCUUGGGUCUACAUCCUCCUGCGCAAGACGGUGCUCAGCAAAGCCAUAGAGAAGAUCAAAUGCCUCUUCUGUCGUAUUGGAGGGGCUCGGAGGCAGCACUCUGGGAGCAAUUUCAACUGCGUAGAUGGCCGCAGAGCUUCCUCUGCUGUGUCCACCCACUCGCCCUCCUUCAUCUCCCGAGAGCUGAGAGAGAUCAGUAGCACCUCACAGACGCUACUCUAUCCUCCAGAGCUAAAUGAAAGCAAUGUUGCAGGACGUGUGCUACUGCCAGGGGCAAACACUAGUCUGGCUCAGUGUGACACUACAUCAGUGAGGACAUUACGUAGCUCAGAGACCUCAGAUUCUUCUCAGGGGCAGGACUCCGAGAGUGUCUUUUUAGUCAAGUCUGGUGCAGGGGCCAGCGCUGCAUCCAAGGGCAGCUCUCUCCAGGUCACGUUCCCCACUGAAACAUUGAACUUAUCAGAGAAGUGUAUAUAGUAAUGAAUGGAAACGGAGAAAGAUCCUUCCAGGUACUUUGGAAAAAACUGGUGCAAUACAUAGGCAUGCUACCUACUGAAGGCAUGAGGGGUUCAGCUAUGCUCUGAAGGGCUAUUUUUCUCUUGCCAUGUGAUGGGUACAAUUCUUCCAGACUACUGAGGAUUACACAUAGGAACAGUUGUUGCAAUCAGACCGUGGUAUUAUAAAACAUAAUGGGUUUGGAAAUAUAAAUUGCCUCGUCUUGCCUUGCUCUGACACAGGAUUGCUGCUGGGACUCUAGAGCUAGAAAGAACCAUCGCUGUUUUAAUCCAAAUCUGGUGGAAAUGUAUUUUCUCUUCCAUUCAACUCUUUAAGGGUUUACAGUUCUGGUACUAGAACUAAAGGUGGGGCAAUUACUGGGAACUGGGAAGAGAAACUAUGACAACUGCCUUGCUGAGGAUUUUAAAGCGUCUCACUAAAGUGUGAAAAUGUGAAUUUUUAUUGCUGUAUAUAUCAUGAUCGAGAAUAUUUAAAAGUCUAUUCUUCUCUGUGAGAAGGUUUAUUAUUAAUACAAGGUAUAUAUAAAGUUGCUAGACUUCUUUUCCUCCCAAUAUUGCCUGCUAAUGAAAAGACUUUGCAUUAGGUUUGUUUUAUAUACAAAUUCACAGGCUGUUAGAGAACAACUUUUCCAGAUGGGAGAAAAUAAAAACUUUGAGUUAAAAAUGGGAACAUUUGUGCUAUUAGGGGAGAAAAGAGAGCACACUUUUUAGUUUAAAAUAUUCUUUUCCUAUGUAUGUACAUACUAAAAAGCCAGAUUUUAUUUAUGUGCUGUGAAAGUUUAUCUGUAGAACACAGUUGUUCCAAUCUAAGUGCUAAGGCCCAAUUCCUGUGCACUUUUACACACGUACUUAAUAUUACUCACUUGAGUAGUCCAGUAAAAGUCAAUGGGACUUCUCAUAGGAGUAAAAAAUAAGCACUUGCAUUUGUGUUUUUUGGGAUCAGGGCCUAAGACUUUCAAAUCCUGGUUAAUUUUCUUAAUAAUCGUUUUAGUUAAAACAUCACUGAUAUACAACAGGUAUUGUCAUGUAACAUUUUAUCAUUUUACUUCAAAUGAGUAAAUAGAAGCUUACAACUAUAAUCUGAUCUUCUGUCAGACACACAAAACAAAUGAAAGAGAAUCUUCCUUACAAAAAAUAAAGGUCAUACAUACCCAUGCCCUAUAGCAGGGGUGGGCAAAAUGUGGCCUGUGGGGUGGAUGCAGCCCGCCAGGCCAUUCUAUCCAACCCGCAGGGCCCCUAAACAAUUUAGAAAAUUAAUAUUUCUCUUGCCCUGACUGCCCGUCAUGUGGCCCUCGAUUUGCUUGCUGAAACUCAGUAAGCAACCCUCCACCCAAAAUAAUUGCCCACCCCUGCCCUAUAGUCAGAUGCCCCCUGAGCAUUAUUUACCCCUAAAAUUUAAGGGACAAACACGUUACUAAAAUUAACCAUUAGUCAGAGCUGAAAAGAAAUUCGUGUGUAUUUAUUUUUUAAAAGUUAGAUCUUGUUCCAGAAGCUUUGUUGUAUCAAACAUUAAUUCUGUACAGGUAUUUGGAGGAUAUUUUUGUCAAAGACAUACUAAGCAUGUUAUGUUGCUUAAAGUGUUUUCAUGUGAAAUGCUUUAUUGUAAUUAAAAUCCUGAGCCUAAGAUUGAUGAUAUGUUUAAGAAGCAGUUGUAUUGACCAAAAAUUGUUGGGAGAUUGCAAUUAAAUGGAGACAUUCCGCUUCCUUUCA